AUGGAACGCCUCCCCAAGCUUCGAGUGCUAAUGUUGAGGUCUAACAAGUUUGAUGGAAACUUAUCACAUGCUUCACCCAUGAAACUUCUAUUUCCAAUGUUACAAGUUCUAGAUAUAUCUCAUAAUGCAUUUGUUGGCUCUCUCCCGAAGAGAUAUUUCAAGAAUUUCAGAGCAAUGAAUGAGGUAAAGCAAAGAGAUGACACAAAGAGUUCCUUCGACAUAGAAAAUGAAAAAACAGAAGAUGACUGGUAUGAAGAUUUUGUGGAUAUGAUAGUCACCAUGAAAGGUCGGGAUCAGUUAUUGAAAAGACUAUUGGAAACGUUCACAACAAUUGAUUUAUCCUCUAAUAGUUUCUCUGGAACUAUUCCACCUUCCGUAGGAAAUCUUAAGAUUCUCAAAUAUUUGAACCUAUCCCACAAUAGCCUCACAGGACAUAUACCUUCAUCUCUUGGAAACAUGAGCCAACUCGAAUCGCUGGAUUUGUCAACAAACAAACUGGAGGGAGAAAUUCCGGGUAAAUUGACAAGGUUGACAUUUCUUGCAAAAUUAAACCUUUUAAUGAUAAAUCUUGUUGGGCAAAUGCCAUUGUCUAAUCAAUUCUCUACAUUUGAGAAUGAUUCAUACAUUGGAUACUUGGGAUUGUGUGGACUUCCGUUGACAAGAAAAUGCAAAGAUGAUGAUGGUCAAUUGAUGCAGCCUGCAGAAGAAGAGGGUGAGGAUGAAUAUGAAUUCAUAGAUGGAUUUGGUUGGAGAUGUGUUGUGACGGGAUAUGGAAGUGGAUUCGUAGUUGGGAUUGGAAUUGGUUACAUGAUUAUAAGGAGUGGAAGGCCAAGAUGGUUAGUGGAAUUCUUUUUCGGGGUUGGUUAUACAUAUAAGACGAAGAAGAGACACAACAGAGUUGCACCAACACGCAGGGGAACUUAG
Messenger RNA from Salvia hispanica, 924 nucleotides. Its product is annotated as receptor like protein 22-like. Gene Ontology annotation, molecular function: protein binding. The record is from RefSeq and is a predicted model, not a curated record. Lineage: Eukaryota; Viridiplantae; Streptophyta; Magnoliopsida; Lamiales; Lamiaceae.